UCACCGACGAAAAAGCAAAACUUAAACUUUUUUUUAACCUCUUUUUGAAAAGUUAAAAAUAAUAUCUGUGAGGAUGUAACGUCCGAGUGGUUCGGAUUCACCACGCGACGAAAAACGGAGCGAAAAUCAGAGCGGCGCGGGAGGAGGUUUAGCGCCAAUUUAAAUGAACUCCCGCGGGUGACGUCACAGAACUCCGACUCAUCUGUUCUGAGGCGCGAGCCGGAGCAGCAGGCUGGACCAGAACAAAAGCGGCGGAGGAGUCCUAACCGCUGCCACGAGACCACCUUUGAACACCUGAGCCGAAGAAGAGUGAACUUCACAGGCAGGAAGCCUGAGGUUUGCUCUGAAGCUUUCCGAGGCGCGUGCGAGGAUAAUGCGGGGACAACAGGAAGAGAAGGAACCAAAGUCUGCUGCUGAAGGAGCUCCUAAAGACAACCCAGGGCGACAGAGGAAGAGGAAGGCAGAUGUUGCCAUUUUUUUACCCGACUUGGAUGAAGACGUAAAGGAGAUGACAAAGAAAAAGCACCGCGAGUCUGAGAUGAGCUGCCGUCUGGAUUAUGGAAGCCCUCGGAGCUCGAGCCCCACCCCUCUGCAGGAGGAGGACCAGCAGGCUUCGCUCACCAGCGCCGGCCUCUUUCACUACGACUUCCACAACAUCUUUGUAACGCCUGUUCACUGCACUCCGCUCCCUGCGCUGUGCUGGGCCAGUAAGGAUGUGGUGUGGAACAACAUGCUGGAGAAGGACAGGACCUACAGCAGAGACGUCCACAUGCUGCAGAAACAUCCACACCUGCAGCCCAACAUGAGGGCCAUCCUGUUGGACUGGCUGAUGGAGGUCAGCGAGGUUUACAAACUGCACAGAGAGACUUAUCACCUGGCUCAGGACUACUUCGAUCGCUUCAUGGCCAGACAGACGAACAUCUUCAAAUCCACCCUGCAGCUCAUCGGCAUCACUUGUCUCUUCAUCGCAGCCAAAGUGGAGGAGAUGUAUCCUCCGAAGGUGCAUCAGUUUGCCUACGUCACAGAUGAAGCCUGCACAGAAGAUGAGAUCCUCAGAAUGGAGAUCAUUAUAAUGAAGGAGUUGAACUGGAGUCUCAGUCCUCAGACUCCCAUCUCCUGGCUCAACGUCUACAUGCAGGUGGCCUACCUGAAGGACACCGAUGAGCUGCUGAUCCCCAAAUACCCUCAGGAGACCUUCACGCAGAUCGCAGAGCUGCUGGACCUCUGUAUGCUGGAUGUGCAGUGCCUGGAGUUCUCCAACGGCGUUCUCGCUGCAUCUGCUCUGUUUCACUUCUCCUCCCUGGAGCUGGUGGAAAACGUUUCAGCUCUGAAGAGGGUGGAGGUGGAGGAGUGCGUGAGGUGGAUGGUGCCGUUCGCCAUGGCGCUGCGAGAGGCCGGCGGGUCGCAAAUGAAGAUCUUUGCAGGAAUCCCAGCGGACGACAUGCACAACAUCCAGCGCCACGCAUCCUACCUCACAUGGCUGGACAGGGCCUACUCCUACAAGGACGCGGAUCUGAAACAGCACAGCGGCUGCCCCGUCCCCUCCGGCGUCCUGACUCCACCUCUGAGCAGUGAAAAAACAGAAGAGCUGAACGGAGCCGAAGCUGCAGGGCCAAAAAUCAGACCAAGGAUGUGCACGCCUCCCCCUGAGCCCCACCUCCACCAGUAGAAAAAGACAGAUUUCUACUCUUAUUAAGCUGAAACUGAAAGAAGGUGAGGCGGAAAAACGUUUACUGGUUGGUUUGAUAUGGAAGGAAGUCGGUGCGUCUGGAGAAAUGACAUCGAAGGCGACGCAGCCUUCCUGUCCCUGCAGACACGUCGUCCUCUCAGCGAAUCGAGGUUUCACAGGUUCUUUACUUGAUGGCGUGCAUUUGUUUGACAGUGGUUUAGCGUGUGUGGUAAUUUUGUUUUUAUCAUUUUUCAUCUUACUUGCCCAUUUAACUAUUUCUAGGGCCAUGUUUGGUCCUAUGUGCUGCUACGAAGUGGGCUUUGCAUGAUGGGGAAUGUUUUGUGCAAGAUUAAAAGGAUUAUUUUAUUUUUCUCUUUGGCUGAAUUGUGGCCAUAAUUAGUUUUAUUUUUCUUUGGGAUCCGUAGCUUGGCUACCUCAAAGAACAGCAGAACUAGCCAGGCUUUAAAAGCUGCAACAUAGAGUAUCUUUCAUUUCCUUUGUUUU
Cyprinodon tularosa is the source of this 2173-nucleotide messenger RNA. RefSeq names its product cyclin E1 (gene ccne1). NCBI's taxonomy places the organism in Eukaryota, Metazoa, Chordata, Actinopteri, Cyprinodontiformes, Cyprinodontidae. The transcript is spliced from 12 exons. Gene Ontology annotation, biological process: regulation of cyclin-dependent protein serine/threonine kinase activity; G1/S transition of mitotic cell cycle. Bases 374 to 1669 code for a protein of 431 amino acids. Gene Ontology annotation, cellular component: centrosome; nucleus; cytoplasm. The record is from RefSeq and is a predicted model, not a curated record. Gene Ontology annotation, molecular function: cyclin-dependent protein serine/threonine kinase regulator activity.